Fukomys damarensis (Damara mole-rat) is the source of this 1482-nucleotide messenger RNA. It is a transcript of the gene Flot1, whose product is annotated as flotillin 1. Gene Ontology annotation, biological process: positive regulation of endocytosis; protein kinase C signaling; positive regulation of cell-cell adhesion mediated by cadherin. The annotation marks the transcript as partial. The transcript is spliced from 11 exons. The record is from RefSeq and is a predicted model, not a curated record. Gene Ontology annotation, cellular component: plasma membrane. Lineage: Eukaryota; Metazoa; Chordata; Mammalia; Rodentia; Bathyergidae.
UUCCUCACCGGCUGCUCCUGUUUUCCUAGGAUCUCUCUCAACACCCUGACCCUCAACGUCAAGAGCGAGAAGGUCUACACCCGCCACGGGGUGCCCAUCUCGGUCACGGGCAUCGCCCAGGUAAAGAUUCAGGGGCAGAACAAGGAGAUGUUGGCAGCUGCCUGCCAGAUGUUCCUGGGGAAGACAGAGGCGGAGAUCGCCCACAUUGCCCUGGAGACGCUGGAGGGCCACCAGAGGGCCAUCAUGGCGCACAUGACCGUGGAGGAGAUCUACAAGGACAGGCAGAAGUUCUCAGAGCAGGUCUUCAAAGUGGCCUCCUCCGACCUGGUCAACAUGGGCAUCAGCGUGGUGAGCUACACUCUGAAGGACAUUCACGAUGACCAGGACUACUUGCACUCUUUGGGGAAAGCUCGAACAGCGCAAGUCCAGAAAGAUGCUCGCAUUGGGGAAGCUGAGGCCAAGAGAGAUGCUGGGAUACGGGAGGCCAAGGCCAAGCAGGAAAAGGUCUCUGCUCAGUACCUGAGUGAGAUUGAAAUGGCCAAAGCACAGAGGGACUACGAGCUGAAGAAGGCUGCGUAUGACAUCGAGGUCAACACCCGCCGUGCACAGGCCGACCUGGCCUAUCAGCUUCAGGUAAGGGCCGCACGCUGGGCAGGUGGCCAUGCCGCCAAGUGCCCCUUCCUGUGUCUCUCAGGCCACCUCUGUUUCUCCUACUUGCCUUCUCUGCAAGUCGAGGGAUUGGACUGGCGGCUGGAGCGCCUCGCCGAGGCCGAGAAGUCCCAGCAGAUCAUGCAGGCGGAGGCCGACGCGGAGUCCGUGCGGAUGCGCGGGGAAGCCGAGGCCUUCGCCAUCGGGGCCAGAGCCCGCGCCGAGGCUGAGCAGAUGGCCAAGAAGGCAGAAGCCUUCCAGCUGUACCAGGAGGCCGCGCAGCUGGACAUGCUGCUGGAGAAACUGCCACAGGUGGCAGAGGAGAUCAGCGGCCCGCUGACCUCGGCCAAGAAGAUCACGCUGGUGUCCAGUGGGGGCGGAGCCGUGGGGGCAGCCAAGGUGACCGGGGAGGUGCUGGACAUCCUGAGCCGCCUGCCCGACAGCGUGGAGAGACUCACGGGCGUCAGCAUCGCCCAGGUUAACAACAAGCCUUUGAGGACAGCCUGAGCCCCACCUCACCAGAGCUGCCUCAGGGCUUGGUCGCCUGAGUAACCCUGCUGUUGCUCGCACCCCGUGACCCUGCAGCAUGUUGUUUGAAAGCGGGGUCCCUCUCCUUGGUUGGGGGGCUGCUCCCUGCAGACUCCACUCUGCCUUGGCCCAGUCCCUGGUGCCGUGCUUGUGUGCUGAUGCCACUCCGUCCUGACUCAAGACUGUCGCCCUGCCUUCUGAUCCUUUCCUGACCAAGACGGAGCAGUCUGGAGGUUCCUGCCAAAUAAACUGCUGUUCGUGAGUUCUGAUACUUAAACAUAAUAAAACAACCAAUUCAGAGAGAAA